UUGUCCGACGGAGUACUUAUUAACCAAUGUAGUUGACCUUAAUGUAGUUGAGACUGUCAUUGUGUACAUAUAUUUAUGUUCAUAAACGCAAGGACGCUUCUUCCGUUUCUGCGAACGACGAGGUGGAACUUUACAUCUGUACUUCAUUUUACGUUAGCGUAAAUUCGCUUCAAUGGCGGAGGUGGCUGUAGCUGGGGGAGCUGGUCCCGAUGUCAACACAGCUGGAAACCCGACAGAAAUGGCCAUGGCGUACUUACAAGACGAGAAGACUGAUGGAGAGAUCCAAGACAUCAACCUGGGAGAACUAGACCUCACCACUGAUGAGUUCAUCCUGGAUGAAGUGGACAUUCAUAUCCAGGCCAAUCUGGAGGAUGACCUUGUGAAGGAGGCGCUCAAAACGGGUGUUGACCUCCGUCAGUACUCCAAGCAGGUGGAGUCAGAGCUGCAGAGGAUUGAACAAGCCUCCAUUAAAGACUACAUCAAGGAGAGUCAGAACAUCGCUCUGCUGCACAACCAGAUCACCGCCUGUGACUCCAUACUGGAGUAUCCCUAUGAGACGCUGUUCCGCAGCCAGCACUACGCUCUGCUGGACAACGGCUGCAGGGAGUUCCUCUUCCUCUCCGACUUCUUCAUGGUGACAGGAAACUCUGCCCUCGACCUCUUCAACAGCAUCAUGGGAAAAACUCUCAGCAUGUUCCUGAAGAGCAUGUCCACUUAUGUGUCCGACUGCUACGACAGCAUCGCCGUCUUCCUCUGCAUCCACAUCAUCCUCCGCUUCAGAGCCAUCACCGUCAAGAGGACCAUACCCGCUCUCGACAAGUACUGGGAAGCGGUGUUGGAGCUGCUGUGGCCGAGGUUUGAACUGAUCCUGGAGAUGAACAUCCACAGCAUCAGAAACACAGACCCUCAGAAACUGGGAGUACUGGAUACCAGACCGCACUACAUCACUCGUCGUUACGCAGAGUUCUCGUCGGCCAUCGUCAGCAUCAACCAGACGUUUACAAACGAGAAAACACACACUCUGCUGGGACAGCUGCAGGUGGAGGUGGAGAACUUUGUUCUGAAGAUGGCAGCAGAGUUUCCCUCCAGAAGAAACCAGCUCAUCUUCCUCAUCAACAACUACGACAUGAUGCUCAGCGUCCUCAUGGAGAGGGCAGCAGACGACAGUAAGGAGGUGGAAGGUUUCCAGCAGCUGCUCCUGGCCAGGACCCAGGGCUACAAGUGUGACUACAACCGGUUUUUAAAAUAAGGUGUUAACUAUGUUAAGCUAUAUAACCAAUGAAAACAUGUUACCAGGGAUCCUUAUGAAUUACAAGAAAAUACCACUUAAUUAGGAGGGAAAUGUAUU
This is a messenger RNA of Notothenia coriiceps (black rockcod), 1348 nucleotides long. RefSeq names its product VPS52 subunit of GARP complex (gene vps52). Gene Ontology annotation, biological process: lysosomal transport; retrograde transport, endosome to Golgi; endocytic recycling. The transcript is spliced from 12 exons. Gene Ontology annotation, molecular function: syntaxin binding. The record is from RefSeq and is a predicted model, not a curated record. NCBI's taxonomy places the organism in Eukaryota, Metazoa, Chordata, Actinopteri, Perciformes, Nototheniidae. Gene Ontology annotation, cellular component: GARP complex. Bases 173 to 1249 code for a protein of 358 amino acids.